AAGUAUCGGAAAGUUACUACAGGCAUCAGCCAGCAUCUACCAUCAACAUCUAAAAUUUGUAUUUAGAAUGGUGAUGUUUUGAUAACGCUGUCAAUUUUUGAAUAUUAGUAUAAAAUUUGUUUUUCUGUCAAGUAGAUACUACAGGAAUAAUUGUUUAUCGUCAGUGACAGUGCCAUACAUUUGUCAAGAUGACUACUUAUUCGAAAAAAGAAAUAGAAGAAAUGAAACCCUACAUAGACAAGACAGUUCAAAAGUUUCUAGGUUUCAGCGAACCGUCGCUGGUAACGGCAGCUCUGAACUGCCUUGGCUCAGGAUACGAUAAGAAGAAAACUUCAAACAAGCUGGCGUCCCUGCUGGACGAGAAGAAGGCGUCGCGCCUGACGGACAAGAUCUUCGAACUGGCGGAGGACAUGAAGACCAACCACCGCAGCACCAAGAAACGGCACUACGAGUCGAGCGCCAGGACGGAGGACAAGGAGGUGAAGAGAGCCAAGAUGACUGCCGACAUAGAGCCGGUGUCGUUCGUGACGGCGGCCAGCAGCACUCCGAGUCCCGGCCAGCUGACGGCCAUUCAGAUAAAGGAGAUGAUGGCCAACGCACAGAAAAUGAUUGAGGAGCGGAAGCGUGCCCUGAACGCCUUACGAGCGCACGAAACCCCGCCUGUUCGAUCUGUCUCGUUCAGGGCUGAAGAAAUGAUGCCUCUCAACAUGAGUUGUAUCGGGUUUUCUCCCACGUCGGUUAUACCUAGCUUCAUUCAGCGUGGCGAUCCGGACAAAGCCAAGAAGAUUGCUAAUCUUCAGGCCCAGAUCCAGUCGAAGCUGUCGGCCACCGGCCGGGUGCUGGUCCAGGACAAGCCGGCCCCGCUGAUCCUCAACAAGGAGGGACGCACGGUCGACGUCUCCGGCAAGGAGGUGCAGCUGUCCCACCCGACCCCGACGCUCAAGGCAAAUAUUCGUGCUAAAAAGCGUGAAGAGUUUCGACAACAACUUGCUGAGCACGUAGUGGAUAAUUUAUCGGAAGCAAAAUUCUUUGAUCCUCGAAUUGGUGCAAAGCCUUCUGUGCGCAACAAAAGAGCACUACGUUUUCACGAGCCAGGAAAAUUUCAACAGCUUGCCAAUAGUAUGCGGAUGAAGGCCCAGCUAGACAAGCUGCAGAACGAGAUAUCACAGAUUGCAAAGAAGACAGGCAUAUCGUCCGCCACCAAGCUAGCUCUCAUUGCUCCCAAAACAGAAACGACAGAAGAUGACGUGCCGAAUGUUGAGUGGUGGGAUUCUGUUAUCCUGAAUGACAACUAUGUUGAAAAAGAUGGCGUUUUUAACUUGAAAGAGUCUGCCAUCAGCAAUUUGGUUGAGCAUCCAACACAAUUAAGACCACCAACGGAGCCAAUGAAGCCGGCGUACAUGCCCGUGUUCCUGACUAAGAAGGAAAGGAAGAAGCUGAGAAGGCAGAAUCGCCGCGAGGCUUGGAAGGAGGAGCAGGAGAAAAUACGGUUGGGACUGGAGCCACCGCCAGAACCGAAGCUCAGGAUAUCGAACCUGAUGAGGGUGCUGGGCACGGAGGCAGUCCAGGACCCCACCAAGGUGGAGGCCCACGUCAGGGAGCAGAUGGUGAAGAGGCAGAAGGCCCACGAGGAGGCCAACGCGGCCCGCCGGCUCACGGCCGAGCAGAAGCGCGACAAGAAGGUGCGCAAGAUCGCGGAGGACACCACGCUGGGGGUCUACGUCACCGUCUACAGGAUCUCGGAUCUGUCGAACGCAGCCAAGAAAUACAAGGUGGAGACAAAUGCCAAGCAGCUGUUCAUGACUGGCUGUGUGGUGCUGUUCAAGGACUGCAACGUGGUGGUGGUUGAAGGCGGCGCCAAGCAGCAGAAGAAGUACAAGAGGUUGAUGCUGUCGAGAAUAAAAUGGGAAGAAGAUACAGUCAAGAACCGGGAAGGACAAGAAGUGCCGAAUAAGUGUGUUCUUAUCUGGGAGGGGACGAUCAAAGAGAGGAACUUUGGUGAGAUGAAGUUCAAAGUGUGCCCGACAGAGAAGUUGGCUCGGGAACACUUCAAGAAGCACUCCGUGGAACACUAUUGGGAUCUCGCAUACAGUGAAGCAGUUCUUGGUGCUAGUGAAGACGUAUAACAAAGUGACUAUAAUAUUAUUAUCUAUUUGUGUGUUUCUUGAAUGCGUAUUUGUGGCUAUAAAAUACCAUUUUGUAGGCAAAAUUAAAGUGGCUAGAGAAUCAUAUCUAACUAUUAAUAUGUAGUUUGAAAUGCUGUACAGUUGCGGUAAAAUACAAACCUUGACGUAGUGUG
Molecule: messenger RNA, 2299 nt
Organism: Bacillus rossius redtenbacheri
Lineage: Eukaryota; Metazoa; Arthropoda; Insecta; Phasmatodea; Bacillidae
Gene: Prp3
Product: U4/U6 small nuclear ribonucleoprotein Prp3
Exons: 13
Coding region: 189-2126 (645 amino acids)
Biological process (GO): mRNA splicing, via spliceosome
Cellular component (GO): U4/U6 x U5 tri-snRNP complex
Source: RefSeq, a predicted model, not a curated record